GCUUGUCUCUAAAUGAAAACAGGAUUUCCUUCCCCUGAAACGGCUGCAGCCCGAACAGGGCAGGGGAAGCAGCCAGUGAACCUGGCCUGGAACAGACAAGAUCCCAGUCGCUGUCCUGCAGCAGGGUAAAGUGCAGACGAAGUAAGCAAACUGCAGCGGGUGUGUUUCUGCAGAGUAAUGUUUGCUUAACUAAGAGCCAUGUCGCUGUAUCUGAAACACUUCACUGUUGUGGGAGACGACCCCGCACAGUGGGGCAAUGACUACAAGAAAUGGGAGGAAGAGCAGAUGGAAGAGGAAGGUGGGCAGAAGCCGGAAGAUUCAACGAUUAACAUGAAUUCUUCAGUCAGACCUCGUUCCUUCCACGAUGUGAUGAAAAAGCUCUUCAGCUCCCACAAAUUUCAGAUAUUGGUUGUAUGCUUGGUCAUUUUGGAUGCUUUGUUGGUGCUCGCUGAAUUGCUUCUGGACUUGAAAAUCAUCCACCCAGACAAACAUGAAAUAGCACCAAAGGUAUUUCACUACCUGAGCCUUUCUAUUGUAACCCUCUUUUUGGUGGAAGUCGGGUUUAAAAUAUUUGUCUAUCGCCUGGAAUUCUUUCACCACAAGUUUGAAGUCCUGGAUGGAAUAGUGGUGGUGGUUUCGUUUAUCAUCGAUGUCGUCCUUCUGUUUCGGGAACAUGAAUUUCAAGGGGCUGGACUAUUGAUCCUACUCCGACUGUGGCGAGUGGCCAGAAUUAUAAAUGGAAUAAUUUUAUCAGUAAAGACACGCUCUGAACAACGGGUGUUGAAGCUGAAGCAAGCAAAUCUGCAACUUUCUGCAAAAGUCGAACAACUUGAAUACAGCUGCACAGAGAAGGAGCAAGAAAUCGAAAGGCUCAACAAGCUGUUACAACAGCAUGGACUUGUCCACCAGCCACAAUAAAGGACUGGCUGUCUAGGGCGAGGGAAAUCCUUCCCUGAGGAAGUUCCAAUGCAAAAAAUGCUAGUUUGACCAUCCCUUAUUGACCUCUAAGAUACUUUAUAUACCUCCAUGCUCUCUUGCAUAGUAUUGUCUAGAUAUAGUUUCU
Molecule: messenger RNA, 1063 nt
Organism: Chelonoidis abingdonii (Abingdon island giant tortoise)
Lineage: Eukaryota; Metazoa; Chordata; Testudines; Testudinidae
Source: RefSeq, a predicted model, not a curated record